This is a messenger RNA of Vicia faba (fava bean), 1857 nucleotides long. Lineage: Eukaryota; Viridiplantae; Streptophyta; Magnoliopsida; Fabales; Fabaceae. The record is from the annotation of a GenBank genome assembly.
AUGGAAGAAUCUCAAAAAUGUUGGAGAAAACAAGUAGACGAAAAUCUCAAAAGACUACACUCUCUCUUGUUCGGCGUAGAACGCGCCAUCGAAAACUACGAUUUCUCUUCUGCUUACAUCCUUUCUCUUCGUCUCCUCGGAUUCCUAGAUUCUCAUUCUCAAUCGGAAAUCGAUCAAGCGUUCAUUCAACACAUUCGUCGUCAAGCUUUAACCUACCUUCACACCGCCAGAAAAUCGAUAACUCCAGUAACUAAUAGCCAAGCUUUUGAGCAAGUAAAGAGGUCACCAGGACCUGUUUUUGGCACAUCAGGAGAUAUUGACAUUGAAAAGAUACAGAAUUCAAAAUAUUUUCAAGCUCUUCUCAAGCCAUCUAAAGAAAAAGAUUGCAAUCAAUUGUUCCAGGUUGAUCAAUCGAGGAAGCAAAACAAAGCAGAAAAGGAAGCCUCAAAGGAAGGGGUGCAAGCAAAGUUAACAUCUUUGUAUGGGAAAAGCAGCUUGAGGACUAAAGGAGAGGAACGAGCUUAUGGAAACACUUUUUCAACAAAACGUGCACACACUGAAAAUAAUAGCCCAAGAGUUGGCUAUGUCAAGUCACCUUCAACCAAGGAAGAAGUUAAUCUCGAUGUUGCUGGCAACGGGUUCGUUACUGCCAGAGCAAAGUUGGAAAUGGAAGUAAAGCAAAAGCGAGGUGCAAUCGGCUCUCCCAAUGCAUCUGUCUCACCACAAUGCGACAACCAUUCUGCCAACAGGCUAUAUGGUGGGAGAUCAUAUGGUGUUCCACGACGUGGCAUCCGUGGUAAUUUUGUCCCUCCUAUUAAAUCCAAUGGGAACAACACUGGAAAUACAACUUCCCGAAAUGCAGGAAAGGGUGAUGAUUCUUUAGACGAAUCAACAAAAAAAUGUUUGGAAUUCUUGUGUGGUCCUGAUGGUGAACUUCCAGAGAAAUUAAGGAAUUUAGAACCUCGCCUCAUUGAGCAUGUUAGUAACGAGAUUAUGGAUAAAGCUCCCAAUGUCCACUGGGAUGACAUUGCUGGAUUACAACAUGCCAAACGUUGUGUCAAUGAGAUGGUCGUAUUUCCUCUGCAACGUCCUGACUUAUUUACGGGCUGCCGUUCUCCUGGGAGAGGACUGCUUCUAUUUGGUCCACCAGGAACUGGUAAAACAAUGAUAGGAAAAGCCAUAGCUGGGGAGGCAAAGGCAACCUUCUUUUACAUAUCUGCAAGCUCGUUGACCAGCAAGUGGAUUGGUGAAGGUGAAAAGCUAGUAAGAGCACUCUUUGGAGUGGCCAGUUGUCGUCAGCCAGCUGUAAUUUUUGUUGAUGAAAUAGAUUCUCUUUUGUCUCAGCGUAAGUCAGACGGCGAGCAUGAAUCAAGUAGAAGGCUAAAGACACAGUUUCUUAUUGAAAUGGAAGGCUUUGAAGGUGUUACUGAGCAAAUUCUGCUUAUAGGGGCAACAAAUCGUCCUCAAGAGCUUGAUGAAGCAGCACGAAGGAGACUUACUAAAAGGCUAUAUAUUCCUCUACCAUCCGCAGAUGCAAGAGCUUGGAUUGCACGUAGCCUUUUAGAGAAGGAUGGAUUAUUCAAUCUAUCGGACAAGGAAAUGGAAAUUAUAUGUAACUCAACGGAUGGUUAUUCAGGAUCAGACAUGAAAAACUUAGUGAAUGACGCUUCAAUGGGUCCCAUAAGAGAGGCAAUACAUCAAGGUAUAGAAAUUACAAAGUUGAAAAAGGAGGAUAUGAGGCCAAUAACUCUUCAGGACUUCAAGAAUUCCCUAAAAGAGGUGAGGGCUUCUGUUUCACCAAAUGAACUUGGAAAUUAUGAGGAAUGGAACAAGAAAUUUGGAAGCUUAGCACUUUAG